This is a messenger RNA of Aspergillus saccharolyticus JOP 1030-1, 3983 nucleotides long. Its product is annotated as a-pheromone processing metallopeptidase Ste23. Gene Ontology annotation, cellular component: mitochondrion; cytosol. Gene Ontology annotation, molecular function: metal ion binding; metalloendopeptidase activity. NCBI's taxonomy places the organism in Eukaryota, Fungi, Ascomycota, Eurotiomycetes, Eurotiales, Aspergillaceae. Gene Ontology annotation, biological process: peptide catabolic process. The transcript is spliced from 2 exons. The coding region runs from base 249 to 3806 and encodes 1185 amino acids. The record is from RefSeq and is a predicted model, not a curated record.
CUUCUUUUAUUCUCAACUUUUCAUUCUGGCGCAUUGACGCUCAAUUUCGGGUCUUUUGAAAUCGGACCGGAUCGUGUUUCCCCUUUUCUUCUCACGGACUUCAACUCCUCUUCUUUAAAUAUCUUUCCUCCUUCCCUGCCUCUCCCCGCAUACAUUUGCCUCUUUCUUUCCACCCUCUACGAUAGGUACUUCCUCGGUAUCUGUUAUCCAGCGGCCCUUGCUCCUUGGACCACCCUUCCUUGUUCUGCAUGCCUCCAAGGUCCUCUGCACCCUGCCGCUUGUGGAACCCUAGACAUUCUCGAUCUCUAUCAACCCCAACUUAUCGUUCGUUUCCCCGAUCAGGCACCUUUGCGGCGGUAGCCCCUCAUUCCUACCCCUCGCCACGCUUGUUCUCGCAUCGCUGGCCUCGAUCUAUUGCCUCCGGUGGACAGACUCAUCCUCGCUCCUCCACCACCUCCCUUCCCUCCACUUCCCCCGUUUCGCGUGCUCCCUUUGCCACUCGCCCCGUCAACAUGGGUUCUACCAAGAUGGGUUCUGUCGAACGCAUUGCGGAGGAUUUGCUGAAGCCGGAGCUGGAUGAUCGCUCCUACCGCGUCAUCCGUCUUCCCAAUAAGCUCGAAGCUCUAUUGGUUCACGACCCUGACACGGACAAGGCCAGUGCCGCGGUGAACGUCAACGUGGGCAAUUUCUCAGACGCAGAUGACAUGCCGGGCAUGGCUCAUGCUGUCGAACAUUUGUUGUUCAUGGGUACCAAAAAGUACCCCCUAGAGAACGCAUACAACCAAUAUCUAGCAUCUAAUUCGGGCAUGUCCAACGCUUACACGGCGGCCACGGAGACCAAUUAUUUCUUUGAAGUCGCUGCUACGUCGCAUUCCGGUGACGAGAAAUCCGACGCGCCCACUUCGCCCUCGGCUGCGCAGUCCAGAGGGCCACUGUAUGGUGCCCUGGACCGGUUCGCCCAGUUCUUCGUUGAGCCUCUUUUCCUGGAGUCAACCUUGGAUCGGGAAUUGAGAGCAGUCGAUUCGGAGAACAAGAAGAACCUGCAGAGCGAUAUGUGGCGGUUGAUGCAAUUGAAUAAGAGCCUCUCCAACCCAGCGCAUCCUUACCACCACUUCUCCACGGGCAACCUGCAGACGCUGAAGGAAGAUCCGGAGAAGCGGGGGCUGGAGGUUCGAAGUGAAUUCAUCAAGUUCUAUGAGGCCCAUUAUUCAGCCAACCGGAUGAAACUGGUCUUGCUGGGUCGGGAAUCUCUGGACGAGAUGGAGGAGUGGGUUUCGGAUUUAUUCUCCCACGUCCAGAACAAGGACCUUCCGCAGAACCGUUGGGACGACGUCCAGCCCUGGACGGCGGAGCAUCUAGGAAAGCAGAUCUUUGCCAAGCCGGUCAUGGACAUGCGGUCCUUGGACAUCUACUUCCCCUUCAUGGAUGAGGAGCACUAUUUCGAGUCGCAGCCGAACCGUUACAUUAGCCACCUGAUCGGUCACGAGGGCCCCGGAAGCAUUUUGGCUUACAUCAAGGCCAAAGGCUGGGCCAAUGGCCUGUCCGCUGGUCCGCUUCCCAUCUGCCCUGGCGCGGCCUUCUUCACCAUCAAUGUUCGCCUGACCCCCGAGGGUUUGAAGAACUACCGUGAAGUCGCUAGGGUCAUCUUCGAGUACAUCGCGAUGAUCAAGGAAGGUGAGCCUCAGCAAUGGAUAUAUGACGAGAUGAAGAACUUGGCCGAGGUCGAGUUCCGCUUCAAACAAAAGACGCCCGCCAGCCGCUUCGCCAGCAAUCUGAGCAGUAAGAUGCAGAAGCCCCACCCUCGUGAGUGGUUGCUCAGCACCGGACUCCUCCGCAAGUAUGAUCCGGCUCUUAUCAAAGAAGCCUUGUCCUACCUCCGGCCCGACAACUUCCGGAUGCUUAUUGUGGCUCAGGAUUACCCGGGUAAUUGGGACCAGAAGGAGAAGUGGUACGGCACGGAGCAUAAGGUGGAGGACAUUCCCCCGGAUUUCAUGGCCGACAUUCGCAAGGCGUAUGAGACCACAUCCGCCAACCGUCUGCCCGACCUACACCUGCCUCAUAAGAACGAAUUCGUCCCGACUCGUCUCUCUGUCGAGAAGAAGGAAGUUUCGGAACCAGCCAAAACCCCGAAGCUGAUCCGACACGAUGACCAUGUCCGUUUGUGGUACAAGAAGGAUGAUCGAUUCUGGGUUCCCAAGGGCACCUUCAACAUCUCGCUGCGGAACCCUCUGGUGUGGGCCACCCCGGCUAACGUGGUCAAAGCCCGAUUCUAUUGCGAAUUGGUGCGCGAUGCCCUCAACGAAUAUGCCUAUGAUGCCGAGCUGGCUGGGCUAGAUUACUCCCUCGGUAUCAGUAUCUUCGGUCUGGACAUCUCUGUGGGUGGAUACAACGACAAAAUGUCCGUGCUCUUGGAGAAGGUCCUGACGAGCAUGCGUGAUCUCGUCGUGAAGCCAGAACGCUUCAACAUAAUCAAGGAGCGCCUGACACGGGCCUACAAGAACGCCGAGUACCAGCAGCCCUAUUACCAAGUGAGCGACUACACUCGCUAUCUGACUGCGGAAAGGUCCUGGCUCAACGAGCAAUAUGCAUCUGAGCUUCAGCAUAUUGAAGUGGAAGACGUAGCUUGUUUCUUCCCGCAAAUUCUUCGUCAGAACCACAUUGAGGUGUUGGCACACGGCAACCUGUACAAGGAGGAUGCACUGCGGAUGACUGACCUCGUCGAGUCCACACUCAAGAGUCGUACCCUGCCCGAGUCGCAGUGGUACGUGAGGCGUAACAUCAUCAUUCCCCCAGGCUCCAACUACACCUAUGAGCGCACGCUCAAAGACCCGGCCAACGUUAACAACGGCAUCGAAUACCUGCUGUACAUCGGUGAUAUCAACGAUGCGGUCUUGCGGGCCAAGCUGUUGCUAUUUGCCCAGAUGACCGAUGAGCCUGCGUUUGACCAACUCCGGAGUAAGGAGCAACUGGGAUAUGUCGUCUGGAGCGGCGCCCGUUACUCUUCCACAACCAUCGGCUAUCGCGUCAUCAUCCAGAGCGAACGCGUCGCUGGUUAUCUCGAACACCGCAUCGAGAACUUCUUGACCAUGUUUGGCAAGACAUUGGCAGAGAUGCCGGAGAAUGACUUCGAAAGGCACAAGCGCAGUCUUAUCAACAGGAGAUUGGAGAAGCUUAAGAACUUGGGCUCAGAGACCAGUCGCUUCUGGUCUCACAUCGGAUCGGAGUACUUCGAUUUCGUACAGAACGAAGCGGAUGCUGCCAACGUGCGGUCUCUGACAAAGUCGGACCUCAUGCAGUUCUACAAGCAGUUCAUCGAACCUCAAUCGUCCACGCGUGGCAAGCUGUCAAUCCACUUAAAGGCACAAGCUACCGCUCUCGCGAGCACACCCCAGCAGCAGAAGACCCAGCUGCUGGCACGCCUGCGCACACUGUUGGAGAAAGCGCAGGUUACGGUCGACGCCGAUCGUCUGGCAGCCGCAUUCGCUAACGUCGACGUGUCCAGUGGCGAUGAGCGCCUGAUUGUGGAUACCGUCAAGCGUGUCUUGGAUGGAAUGGGUCUCGCGGAGCAACAAGCCAAGCAGGCCCUGGAGUCAAUGAUACAGAGCGUUGGGGUAGAGCUGAAGCACAUCGGUAUCCAGCCCAAGAGAUUUGAAGGAGAGCCUGGCCAGACGGUCAAUGGAUUCGGCCAUGAGGCUGUCACUUAUAUCACCAACGUGCCCGAGUACAAGGCCCGCCUCAAUGUUAGCGCCGGACCGAGCCCCGUUAUCGACAUCAGCGAGUUCGAGGACUUUGACGCGAAGCUAUGAUUGCUCAACUUGUCGAAGCCUAGAAUUACUCACUUGCCAAAUCCAUAUCAUGAUGAUAGAAAUUCUUUGUUGCCUCGUUGGUUUGGGGGGGGAAUGGCUCUGGAAGGUAUACAGCAUAUUUUCGAAGGUGCAGGAUACGGUGCUUAUUAGACGAAACUCAUGGGAUGUAGAUUAGAA